AUGAUGAGAAGAGACAAAGAAGCAAGCCAAGUGCUGGCUGCUAUGGAGGCCUCUGAAGCCUAUGAGGAUAUUGCUGACGACUUCGUUGCCUCCGCCUUAACAGAUGCAGACGGCAAACAAUGGGCCCCGGAUGAGAAGGAGUUGUUGUGGGGUUCGAGGCCCCCUCUGCUGCCGCCAGCCAUUGGAGACCUUCUGUUUAAACAUAUAGAAGAAGGGGACAGUGCAGAGUUAGAAGAAGGAGACAGUGCAGAGAUAGAAGAAGGAGACAGCAGCGAUUGGGGCUCCGAGGAGACAGAAGACAGAAGAGGAGACACCCCACAGCGGGAGAGACACCCGAACAACAGCGCUUUAUCACAGCGGCUGGAGCAGCUGCUAGAAGAGUAUAGAGAAGAAUGCAUUGGCGAGCUGGAUCCUGAGGAGGCUGAAGAGAGCGAUUCAUUCUCUGCAUAUGAGGAGUGCUUUGAUGAUUUUUUAAAGUCUCAAGAGCGGACCCCGGGUCUGGAGGGUGUCUCCUCUCGGGGGAGGCGAGGGAGCUGCUGCAGCGACAGCAGCAGCGGCAGCAGCACGAGCAGCAGCAGCAGCAGGAGCAGCAACUUGAGACGAAAAGAUGAAGGGUUUCGUCUCUGUGAAAUGGAUGAAGACCUUCGCAACAAAACCCUCGCGUUAGCAAGAAUGCAAGAAGAAGAAGAAGAAAACGAAGCAACAGUGCAUGCAGCCCCGAUGCUGCCUGCUCGCGCUCGCCCCACUUGGGAUGGCGAAACCAUUAUGAGUGCGAGGUCUGGGGUGUCUGUACAGCCCCGUGCAAUUCUUAUUGGGUCUUCUCGAGCUAGCAAAAUGUCUCUGACUCCUUUCUUAGCAACACAUGCUGGAGCUCCUUUAGGGGCUAAGGGCCCUUUGGAGGGACGACGGGCGCAACUGCCUCCGAGCGGAGACGCUGAGGAGACAGCAGUUGAACUGCCAGAGGUCUCUACCUACAGACCUCGCGGGGAGACACCUGAGCAGCGAAAGGCGCGCAAAGCUGCGGUGAAGGAAGCGCAGCGAAUUCUAAGAGCCAACAAGAAAGCUAACAAACAACUCCUUAAGGAGGAGACAAAGAAGUCUCAGGCAGCACAGGCCCGCAUCAGUCCCUUCGACGUCCGCCCAGGAGUCCGCUUGGGCGCGGCACAGCUGCUGCUGCUGCAGCACAAAGCUGCAGCAGCACAGAGCAGCAGCAGCACAGAGCAGCAGCAGCACAGUAAAGGGCCCACAUCCACUCGCCGCUCGCCUAUGGGCCCCCUAAGCGCAGCAAACAAAGAGGGGGGUAAUUUAGGGUGCUCUUUAGGGGCCUCUGAGGAUCAGGGGCCCCCGGGGGGGCCCCCAGGCCUGACAGAAGGCUUGCAGGGGGGCCCCCAGGGGCCCCGGGGGGGCCCCCCAACUCUGGAGGGAGGUUGGCAGGGAGGCCCCCAAGGGCCCCCAGGGGCCCCCUCUGGACUGACAGGAGGGUGCGAUGGGGCCCCCCAGGGGCCCCCAGGGGGCCCCUCUGACCUGGCAGAAGGCGGGAAGGGGGCCCCACAGGGGCCCCCAGGGGGCCCCACUGGCCAGGCAGAAGGAGGAAAGGGGGGCCCCCAAGGGUGUGGGUCUGUGCAUGCAUGCGGGUGUGGGGUGUAUGAAGAAAUAAGUGCUGCGGAUAUUGAGGUGUAUGCAUACCAGUUGGAAGCAGCAGGUGCUGCAUUAACUGCUUUUCAUAUGACGAGGCAGGCUCAAAUGAUUGAAGAGAUUAUGCAGCAUAACAUCAGCCUCCUUAAACGCAGCAGCAGCAGCAGCAGCAACAGCAGCAACACCAGCAGCAGCGGGGGGAGCGAAGAGACAGAUUUUGCUUCUUUGCCGCUGCUGUGCCCCCCUCCUCCUCCUGUACCUCAGCUAUCACCAUCACCACCUGCAGCAGCAGCAGCAGCAGCAGCAGCAGCAGCAGCAGGAGAAGGUUUAUCUGCAGCCCAUUUCUCGUGGUUGUUUGCGUCUGCUGCUGAUAAUGAGAAGGAGGCUGCAGCAGCAGAUGCUGCUGCUUCAUCAUCUCUUUCUUUAUGGAGGCGGAGACUUGAAAGGAGACACUUAGAAGAAGAGUUAAAAGCUGCUGUUCAAAAAGCCCCAGGAGGCCUUCAGUGGUUGCAUGCGCUCUGUCAUAUUGCGACAGAUGAACAGGCGGCGCAAGCAAUACUCGAUAUUGCUGCUGCAGACCCCAGCUUUCCUUGUGGCGGCAUACAACGGCAGAUUCUCUUAGCGCUCUGCAGCCUCUCCGUAGACAGCACGCGGCUACACGACACUCUUAACUCUGUCUUCGGACCAACAGAACACCUGGCUGCCACUGAUGAGCAGCGCAUAGGAAAAAUAAUUAAAGCGACAACAGAGGCGGGCGCGUUGCAGGAGCGGAAGGCCAAGGCAGCAGCAGCAGCAGCAGCAGCAGAAGCAGCAGCGAGUGCUGCUGCUGCUGCUGCUGCAGGCGGCGAAAAUCCACAACAACAGCAGCAGCAGCAGCAGCAGCAGCAGCAAGUGCUGCAGCACCCGCUGCUGCAGCAGCAGACUGCAUUCGCUGGAGCUGAGGCUGCGUCUUUUCUGUGGCAUCUCGUCGGCCUUGCUUACCAGCGAGAAGCCGCUUCCCCAUCUUCGUCUCAGGCUGCCUUCCGCCGCUGCUCCGCUCUCUGCUUCCUCUGCGCUCUUCAGCUGUCUCCUUUUGCUCUUGGCUGCUUUGAAGCAGCGCUGCCUGUUGUGUGCAGCGAUACGUCUUUCUUUCUGCUGGUCCCUCCUCGGCACAGCCCCACACAAAUAAUUGAAGCAGCUUUAAACCCUAGCCGCGUUAGCCGCAUAAUGAAGCGUUUCUGCAGCUUGCUGCUGCUGCAGCAGCAGCAGGCUGCUUCCCGCAUGCAGCAGCAGCUGCAGCAGCAGAUCGAACGCGUGGAGACGGAGCUGGAGCAGCUGCAGCAGCAGCUGCAGGCGGGAAGCGCGAAUGUGCUGGAGUUGAAUCGGGGGUUGCUGCUGCAGCGGCAGCACCGUGAGCUAAAGGAGCAGCAGCAGCAGCAGAAGCAGUGGUUGCAGCUGCUGCAUGCGCAGCAGCAGCGGCGUUGGCAGCUGCAGCAGAACGAAGUCUUGUGGCGCAAGGGGACUCUCCUCUUCAGUCAUACCUUGAGGCUGAUGGCGAACAGCCUGUUGCUGCUGCAGCGCGGGGAAGGUCAUUUGGUGCUGCAGCAGCUAAGUGCUUGGCCUCUUCUCCCUUCGGGGUGUAUCUUCUUCUUAGAGUUGUUUGGCUGCGCGCAUGCUGCAGCAGGCAAUCAUUUUGCUGCUCUUCAGUUCUACAGGAAGGCUGGGGAGCACCCUGCUGUCUCUGGAGCAGCACUUGUGGCCUGGGCUGCUGCUGCUGCUCGCUUAGGAGACAGCGGAGAGAUGCAGCGAGUGUCUCUCCUUGCACUUGAGCUGCUCUCACCGGAGGAGCCGUUCUUCUGGUGCAUUCUGGGUUUGUUUUUUUCGUGUGCAAGUAUGCAAGAUGAGGCUGUGGAGGCCUUUUAUAAGGCGUACGAGGUGUUUGAGGCGGGGCUGUCUCGGCACGUGGCUUCUUAUUCUCUUCUUUCGGGUUUUGCUGCUCUGCUGCAGCAGCAAGGGAAGAGCACAGAGGCAGCGCAAGUGUUAUGCUGCUGCAUGCGUCUCUUUAGCUGCAGAAGCCCUGCGCUGCUGCCGCUGCUGGCGGAGUGUAUGUACACCGCAGGGCAUCCCCAGAAGGCUAUCACUCUGUAUAAGAGGCCGCGCAAGGCCUGGCAGCACAUGAACGCCGCGGCGCUGCUUACGAGAGAUGGUGCAGAGAGCAGUCGUUUGCAUGUUGGCGCUGCAGUCUCUGAAGACAGUGGCGCUGAACAGGGGAUCGUCUCUGAAGGAGACGAUCCCGAUCCCCUGCCCCACGGGGGGCAGUUGAGGGGUGCAGCCCCCUCGCAGCUGGCCCAGUGCACGCAGCAGCAGCAACGGCAGCAGCAACAGCAGCAGCAGCAGCAGCAGCAGCAGCAGCAGCAGCCAGAAGCUGCUUUAUAUACUUGA
Molecule: messenger RNA, 4056 nt
Organism: Eimeria acervulina
Lineage: Eukaryota; Apicomplexa; Conoidasida; Eucoccidiorida; Eimeriidae
Exons: 24
Coding region: 1-4056 (1351 amino acids)
Biological process (GO): ribosomal small subunit biogenesis; ribosomal small subunit export from nucleus
Cellular component (GO): nucleus; cytosol; preribosome, small subunit precursor
Molecular function (GO): protein binding
Source: RefSeq, a predicted model, not a curated record